UAUUAUGGAGAGCUCUGUGUCCAACUUAGAGAUCUGUAACUUGGCAUACACAGGCAAAUUUGAUCAGCUUAAAAAAUGCAUUUUGUCUGACAGAAGACUGGCGGCGAAAACAGAUCAGGACAACAGGACUGCUUUGCACUGGGCUUGUUCAGCUGGACAUACCCAUAUCGUUCAGUUUCUUCUGGAUCUUGGAGUUGAGGUGGAUGUUAAGGAUGAUGCGUCUUGGACUCCUCUGCACAUUGCAGCUUCUGCAGGAAGGGAGGAAAUUGUUAGAUCUUUAAUAGGCAGAGGAGCUCAGCUGAAUUCAGUCAACCAAAAUGGUUGCACCCCAUUACAUUAUGCGGCGUCGAAGGACAGAUAUGAGAUAGCCCUGAUUUUGCUGGAAAAUGGUGCAGACCCUAACGCCACAGAUAAACUAGAAUCCACACCUCUACACAGAGCCUCAGCAAAGGGGAACUAUCGUCUCAUCCAGCUUCUCUUAAAACAGAGCGCUUCUACUAAUAUUCAGGACUCAGAGGGCAACACACCGCUCCAUCUUGCAUGUGAUGAGGAGCGAGUAGAGGCUGCAAAGCUCUUAGUUGAACACGGCGCCAGUAUUUACAUUGAGAAUAAGGAGGAGAAGACACCUUUACAGAUCGCCAAAGGUGGACUUGGUAAUAUUCUUAGGAGGAUUGUGGAAGGCUGAAACAAUUCUAAGAAGGUUUGUGCAUCAGCUGUUUCCGGCGUGAGGAGCUCCUGUCCACCAUCUUUUCGGACAGCCAACAAAAAGUGUUCAAGACUAGAGCCUGGACUUGAGGGUGUAAGUGUGAAAUCUAAAAAGAUCAUCUUUUUUUUGCAUCUGAUUUAAUAAAACAUGCACUUCUCUUAAACCUACAUCUAACACAUCAAGUAUUUUUUUUUUUGGAGGCAGGUCUAACAUAUUGAAAUCAUUAGUUCACAGUUAUUAAGUUUACAUUGCUGUUUCUUUAAUAGGGAAAUAAAUGAUAAAAUACACUUAACAUUGUUCUAUGUCUGCUUUUCAUACACUUUACAAUGUUAUAUUCCUUUAGUGAUUAGUUAAUGUUAAUUAGGGACACUGUUUGCACAGUUGCUUCAUUAUACAGGUUUUUGUGUUAAAAUAAAAGAGCAGUUCAUCUAACUAUCACUGUUUACCUAAGAGUUGCAAGAAACCCAAUCUACCCUCAGGUUUCAUGUUUCCAUAUAGCAAUAAUCAUAGAUCUUGUCCCUAAAAUUGCUCAAACAAUAGAAAUUGUCAUUGUUUUAGCAAAACGAAAUCACUCAUUCUAAAUAUAAAGAAGCACUAAUUUCUCUAAAAAAAAUGUGUCAAAAUUAUUGACACCCCUACGAAUAUUUAAAUAAAUGCAAAUUGCUGUUCUUGAAAAUGUAUACUAUUUUUUUCCAUCUCACAUGCCAAGAAUCUCCAUUGUUUCCUUUUACCAUGUAAUGUUUAUCUGGGGUAUAAAUGUGAUUUGUAUACCUGUAAAAUGCCUGUCAUUCAAUACCAUGACAAAACCCAAAGAAAUUUGGUUGACAGAAACCAAGCGAGGUGAUAAAAUGCAUUCAGUGAUGGCGUCACUGCCAACGCACAUACCUUGAGAAAAAUACAGAAACCUAAACAUAAAAGAUUGUAAUCACCAUUGCUCUUUUAUUUCACUUUUAAUGUGAUAUCAAAAUUUACAUACCACUAAAAUUUAUGUGAAAACCAAACAGAAAUGUCUUUUGGAGAAAAACAAAAAAACAGCCUGGUUGAUGUUAUAGGGUCAGUUCAAAUACCGGAUCUGUUCCACUUUAAAUUAAAUAGUUU
Hemibagrus wyckioides is the source of this 1804-nucleotide messenger RNA. It is a transcript of the gene psmd10, whose product is annotated as proteasome 26S subunit, non-ATPase 10. NCBI's taxonomy places the organism in Eukaryota, Metazoa, Chordata, Actinopteri, Siluriformes, Bagridae. The record is from RefSeq and is a predicted model, not a curated record. Gene Ontology annotation, molecular function: protein binding. Bases 5 to 685 code for a protein of 226 amino acids. The transcript is spliced from 5 exons.